AUGCAUGCUAACUUCUUUGGAGGAAAAAUCCCACCUUCUUUGGCUUCAUUGAAAAGCAUUAAGCAUUUGGAUAUCUCAAACAACAAGUUGACUAGAGAGAUACCGAGAGAACUCCAAAAGCUCCCUUUCUUGGAAUAUUCGAACAUUUCUUUCAAUGAUCUAGAAGGCUUUGAUUUCAUGGGUAAUGAAUUCAAAGCUCUAGUUUAUAAGUUUAUGGAGAAUGGGGACCUUGAUACGUGGCUACAUUCGCAUUCAGAUGAUAGAGGGAGAAAUAUUCUGACUGUUCUUCAAAGGUUAAACAUUACAAUUGAUGUAGCUUCAGUGUUGCAGUAUCUACACAAUGAUUGGUGA
Ipomoea triloba (trilobed morning glory) is the source of this 351-nucleotide messenger RNA. Its product is annotated as probable LRR receptor-like serine/threonine-protein kinase At3g47570. The record is from RefSeq and is a predicted model, not a curated record. NCBI's taxonomy places the organism in Eukaryota, Viridiplantae, Streptophyta, Magnoliopsida, Solanales, Convolvulaceae. The coding region runs from base 1 to 351 and encodes 116 amino acids. The transcript is spliced from 2 exons. Gene Ontology annotation, molecular function: protein kinase activity; protein binding. Gene Ontology annotation, biological process: protein phosphorylation.